This is a messenger RNA of Peromyscus maniculatus bairdii (prairie deer mouse), 919 nucleotides long. The record is from RefSeq and is a predicted model, not a curated record. NCBI's taxonomy places the organism in Eukaryota, Metazoa, Chordata, Mammalia, Rodentia, Cricetidae.
CUGUACCUGAGCUGUGUGACUCUCUUCUUCCCACUGUUUCCAGGACUCUGGGGUCUGGUCAACAACAAUGGCAUCUCCAUCUCCUUGGGUCCCAGUGGGUGGCUGAACAAAGAGGACUUUGCAAAGGUACUGGAUGUGAACCUGUUGGGCAUGAUUGAGGUGACCCUGAGCAUGCUGUCCUUAGUGAGGAAGGCAAGAGGCCGUGUGGUCAACAUCUCCAGCGUCAUGGGUCGAGUGUCUUUCCCUGGUAGUGUUCCUUACAACAUCUCCAAGUGUGGUGUAGAAGCCUUCUCGGACUCCCUCAGAAGGGAGCUCUCCUAUUUUGGGGUGAAGGUGGCUAUUAUAGAGCCUGGUGUCUUCAAGACUGCUUUGAGCAGUAGUGACAGGUUAUCAUCAAACAUGAAUAUGGUAUGGGACCAGGCCAGCUCAGAGGUCAAAGAAAUUUAUGGCGAGAACUUCCUGGCAUCCUAUCUCUCAAUGCUAAAGUCAUUGGACCAAAAGUGUAAUGAGGACCUCUCCUUGGUGACAGACUGCAUGGAGCACGCACUGACUUCCUGUCACCCUCGCACUCGAUACUCAGCUGGUUGGGAUGCCAAGCUCUUCUACCUCCCCAUGAGCUACCUGCCUACCUUUCUUGUGGAUGCCAUGAUCUACUGGACAUCCAUAAAGCCUGCCAAAGCUCUGUGAAGCCUACAUCUGUUUCUGUAGUUGGGGGUAUGUGAGUGUAGUGUGAGGGAACAGAUCCUCAGGAGGAAGAAGAUUCCUAGGAUCAGUACAAUCUUGUCAUUGGCAGGAAUAUCCAUAGUGGCCUGACUCCUCUUUGUCAUUAUAAAUUUGGAGGAAAUAGAGCCAAAGGAAAAACUACUAUGUUUAAACAAAUGUCUCCACUUGGGGUGAAAAUAGAAACUGAUCUUCCAUG